Messenger RNA from Actinia tenebrosa (Australian red waratah sea anemone), 558 nucleotides. Its product is annotated as transmembrane protein 163a. The record is from RefSeq and is a predicted model, not a curated record. NCBI's taxonomy places the organism in Eukaryota, Metazoa, Cnidaria, Anthozoa, Actiniaria, Actiniidae. Gene Ontology annotation, biological process: transmembrane transport; monoatomic cation transport. Gene Ontology annotation, cellular component: membrane. Gene Ontology annotation, molecular function: monoatomic cation transmembrane transporter activity.
AGUAUGUUAAAAACGCUUAUGUGAAAUCGUUCUAUUCUAAGCAGUUUCYAUCACUUGGUUCCUGUGAAUGUGAGAUCGGAAUACUUUGGAACUCAACAUCAAAGGCAUUUUGUACAUCAGCCUUAUGAAGGAUCUUCCUCAAGAGAAGCAAAAUGAGAAGGAGAAUGCUCAAGAAUCCAACAAUAGCUUCAAAAAGUCUCUAAAUCUUGCAUAUUUUCAGGAUCCUAAASAUGAUCAUCGACAGGACAAGGAAUUAGUUUCGUAUUUGUACGAACCAAAUGAUAAAGAAGAUGAUGUUUCAAAUCAAAUCCCGAAGAAACAACGUGAAAAGUGGAGCAAAUUUGCUUUUUGGUUAUCCAUCUUUUCGAUGUUUGUUUCUAUAUUGUUCAGCCUGGCUUCUUUUCUCGUCUCAUACCAAACAGAUAGUUCUUCAGUAUUUGCUAGCGCCUUUGAUGCUCUGUUGGGGACUGUGAGCUCACUCGCUGUAGCUUGGAGGUUCAGGGAUUUGCUCAACGGUGGUACACGUGGUCGCAAGAGAGAACGAAUCGCUACCAUUGG